Molecule: messenger RNA, 1688 nt
Organism: Musa acuminata subsp. malaccensis (wild Malaysian banana)
Lineage: Eukaryota; Viridiplantae; Streptophyta; Magnoliopsida; Zingiberales; Musaceae
Product: shaggy-related protein kinase alpha
Biological process (GO): signal transduction; protein phosphorylation
Cellular component (GO): cytoplasm
Molecular function (GO): protein serine/threonine kinase activity; ATP binding
Source: RefSeq, a predicted model, not a curated record
AGUGCGAAGAUCGAGAGAGAGAGGGGGAGAGAGAGAGAGAGAGAGCGGAACGUCGAUUCUUCGAUCUCUCGAUGAUCUGUUUCCCAGUGAUUCUCGUUGCCUGAUCGGUGGCUGAAUUUCUCUUCGGUACUUGUUCUCGGGAUCCGUUUCUUUUACGUGAGGAACUGGUUACUGAGAUCAUUAAAUUACCUUCUGUACUGAAUGGCUUCAAUUAGCUUGCCACCCUCAUCAAGGCUGAAAGAUACCACUGGUAGUAGUGUUUCUGUGGACACUUUGCCACAUGCAAUGAAUGUUAUGAAAAUAAAAGAUGAUAAGGAAGUGGAAGCUACUGUAGUUGAUGGCAACGGGACAGAGACAGGUCAUAUAAUUGUGACAACUAUAGGUGGCAGAAAUGGCCAGCCAAAACAGACAAUAAGCUACAUGGCUGAGCGUGUUGUCGGGCAUGGAUCAUUUGGAGUCGUAUUCCAGGCAAAAUGUCUAGAGACGGUUGAGACAGUAGCUAUAAAGAAGGUUCUUCAAGACAAGAGGUACAAGAACCGUGAGUUGCAAACCAUGCGUCUUCUUGAUCAUCCAAAUGUUGUUUGCUUAAAACAUUGCUUCUUUUCAACAACUGAAAAAGAAGAGCUCUAUCUUAACUUGGUUCUUGAGUACGUACCUGAGACUCUUCAUCGAGUAAUCAAGCACUAUAACAAGAUGAAUCAGCGUAUGCCAUUGAUAUACGUGAAACUUUAUAUGUAUCAGAUUUGUAGAGCAUUGGCUUAUAUUCAUCGAAGCAUUGGAGUGUGCCACAGAGACAUCAAACCACAAAAUCUUUUGGUCAACCCACAUACACAUCAGUUGAAACUAUGUGACUUUGGGAGUGCCAAAGUUUUGGUGAAAGGGGAAACAAAUAUAUCAUACAUAUGUUCCAGAUAUUAUCGAGCUCCUGAGCUUAUAUUUGGUGCCACUGAGUAUACAACAGCAAUUGACAUCUGGUCAGCUGGUUGUGUUCUUGCUGAACUUCUUCUAGGACAGCCUUUGUUUCCUGGUGAGAGUGGAGUCGACCAACUCGUUGAAAUUAUCAAGAUUUUGGGUACCCCAACAAGAGAAGAAAUCAAAUGCAUGAAUCCAAAUUACACUGAGUUUAAGUUUCCACACAUCAAAACUCACCCAUGGCACAAGAUUUUUCAUAAAAGAACACCACGUGAAGCAGUAGAUCUUGUCUCUAGGCUUCUUCAAUAUUCUCCAAACUUAAGGAGCACGGCUUUGGAAGCACUGAUCCAUCCAUUCUUUGAAGAGCUUCGAGAUCCAAGUGCUCGAUUACCAAAUGGUCGUUAUCUACCUCCACUCUUCAACUUCAAGCCUAAUGAGUUAAAGGGUGUUCCGACGGAGAUUGUAUCAAAAUUGAUUCCGGAGCACGCAAGAAAGCAAUGCGCCUUCUUAGGGCUGUGAUUUGUUGAAUCAUGUCACUAGAAAAUAGUUUGUGUAUCUAUAUACGGUAGAAAGGAAAAAUACUUAUUAGCAUCGUGUGUGACCUCUUAAGUCUCUUUCUUGUUGUUAUUGUCAUUGACAUCUCUGUCCUUCUCCUUGUCUUUGUUUAGUCUACUUUGUAUUACUGUAUUGUGGAGUAUCAGCACUGCAGAUUGUAAGGUAUGCUCUUGGGUCCUUGAACAUUGUUCAGCAUCUUUGCUAACCUAUGCUUUUUCUCA